Tribolium madens (black flour beetle) is the source of this 4877-nucleotide messenger RNA. Its product is annotated as la-related protein 1-like. Gene Ontology annotation, molecular function: RNA cap binding. NCBI's taxonomy places the organism in Eukaryota, Metazoa, Arthropoda, Insecta, Coleoptera, Tenebrionidae. Gene Ontology annotation, cellular component: cytoplasmic stress granule; cytosol. The record is from RefSeq and is a predicted model, not a curated record. Gene Ontology annotation, biological process: positive regulation of translation; mRNA stabilization. The coding region runs from base 298 to 3573 and encodes 1091 amino acids. The transcript has 12 exons.
GUCUAAAUUAGAAGUGUCGGCCGCAAAGCGUGAUUAUCGUAUGAAUGAGUGAAAGAAAGAACUUUUGUAUUCAGUUAGGUGUAGUUAGUUAAAAUUUGGUGGUAAACAUUAACUACGUGUUAUAUAACGUGGUUUGAACAAUAGUUAUAAAUGUUGUCGUGUGACGGUACAUAUUAUCAAAGUGUGGUUGCCAUGCUUUCAUAAACCAACAUGGUUACACUCCAUAUUGUUCGUUUGAACGUAAAAUAUCAUUAAACCUUGAAGAGUUGCAUUUAACCCUCGAAGAUUAAAUUGAAGAUGGAAGCACAUUGUGUAGCAACACCAAAUACUGCCUCCAAGGACGUUGACAAUAAGGCUACGUCUUCAGAUAACCCUGGAGCUUCUUAUGCACAUGCUGUUUUGAACUUCAAGCAGAACAACAACAGCAACAAGGAAAACAUUGCCGAAAGGAAAUUUGACCAUAAUGCGGCUACUAAACCGGAAAAAGUCUCGACCCCGGAGCCCCAAGAUCCAAGAGACGAUAGUGAUAACUUUACCCCGGUCCCAACACACAGUCGCAAAGACCGAAAGCAUGAUCAGUUAAAAAAAGACAAACAUAAACAUUUAGUGAACGGUAAUAUUGAUAAAAAAGACAAUCACGACAAAUUCAAGAAACCAGCCAAGCACACCAAAACCAAACCGGAAAUUCAACAGCCCCCGAAAGAACCUCAAAGCAGCACACAGAUUAAGGAAGAGACGAACACCGAAACUAAAAAAGUGUUUGUUGCAGCACCUAUACCAAAAGUGAACGCGUGGCAAAUCAAAAAUGCAGCUCCUGUUGCAGCAGCUAAAGAACCCUUAAAUGAUAAAAGGGUCCUGCAACCGCAGAAACAGGAAACGGUUCAGAAAAAUCAAGCAGCGGCUGUGGUUAAAGCACCCAAAGACAGACGCAAAUUCAACAAAAAGGCCAGCAACUUCUCGGAUAUUUGUGAUUGGCCAACGUUGAAUGAUAACGUCGCAGCGGAGUCUAAAAAAGUGUCGCCAAAUCCGACUCCUGGUCAGUCGUCGACAGCAUCCAAGGAGAAGAUCCAACAGCAGACGUCUCAUGAAGAACAUGAAGAUAAAAAAAAGUCAACCAAACAUAAAUGGGUACCAUUGGAGAUUGAUUUGACUAAAGCGCAUAAAAAGGAUCAGUCACCAAGGAGACGAGCUGACAGAGAUGCCCAAUCGACCGUUAGUGAUGGAGAUAGAGAUUGGAGGGCGGAAUUGCGAGAUGGUCCUCAGGUAAAUGGGAGAUAUCCCAGACCGGCCUCAGUGGCCGCUAGAGGUAGAGGACGUAAUAGGGGAGGAAGACGUACCACGUUUAAUAGACCAACCAAUAGAAUGCCAACUGAUCCAGAUUAUAUAGAUUUUCCCGCCGAAUAUGCCCAGUUUGCCACUCAAAACUUUAUGCCAUACAUGGGCACUUUUUACUUCAAUAGUAACAAUUACGGGAGUUUAGACAAACCAACGCUAAAGGAAUACAUUAGGAAUCAAAUCGAGUAUUACUUCAGCGAGGAAAAUCUAUCACGUGACUUCUUUUUGAGGCGAAAAAUGGACGCUCAAGGCUACCUCCCUAUAACUUUAAUAGCGUCGUUUCAUCGUGUUCAAGCACUGACUGAUAAUUUACCUUUGAUCAUUGAAUCCGUUAGAAGUUCAGACAAAAUUGAAUUCGCAUCGGGAUUCAAAGUUCGGCCGAAGCACGAACCAACCAAAUGGCCUCUAUUAGACGGUAACAAUGAUAUUAAAAAAGUUGCAUCUCAAUUAGUUCCUCCACCGCCACUGCCGCGGACAUUACGAAUAGAAAACUUAAAUCCGGACGUGCCUGAAUUUAUCCCCGAACAUAACAAUAACAAAACCAAUAUCAACAUGAACAGCACAGAAGACAACGAUAACGAUAAAGAAAACUCUAGUGAGAAUAAUACGGUUAAUAACGUCGAUAGUAAAGAAAAUAAUGGGUUAAGUACAGAUGAGGAAAGUUGGCGCGAAGUGAAACGAAAAAACAAAGAAAACAAAGGCAAGAAGGAGACUAAAACGAAAAGUUACGAAAGAGAGGAACUGGAAUUUUAUUUUGAUGAAGAAAUUGACCAUUGUGUAUUAAGUGGACGGCAAAAUACUUUUUCAAAUGAAGGUGCUGAAGACGACUCGGAUGAAUUGAGCGAUCACGACGUUAGCAAAUUACUUAUCGUAACACAAACACCGUCUCGUCCACCUAAACAUGAAGGUUACGAUCGCACCGGUGAUAAAACAACACGAGUCAAAAUAACACAAGAAUUAGAACAAGCCAUUAACGAUGGACUUUAUUAUUAUGAAGAAGACUUAUGGUGUAACGACUUCUCUUCGUUUGGUAGUUACAAAACUGUGAAUGUGAUUAGUCAGGAAGAUUUCAAAAAGAUGGCACCUCCUGCACCGAAGAAACAAAAUCCUGAAGUACCUCCGCCACCUCCUCCUGUUGUCGAUGUUAGUAAACCUUCUGGUAGUAAAAAUAAAAGUCCGAAGACUCCUGGUCAUAGAAAUGUGCCAAGGUUUUAUGCUGUGGUUAAAGAUGAAGUUCCUGAUCCGCACACGCCUAGAAAACGGAAAACGAAGCAUUCGAGUAAUCCACCAGUUGAGCAACACGUUGGCUGGAUUAUGGAUGUGCGGGAGCAUCGCAUUCGUACGAGUUCGGCUAGUAGUAGUUUUGGGACAAGUCCUAGUGAAAAUCACUUGGGAACGAGUUGUGGAAGUGUACCACAAGCGUUGCCGGCCUUCCAACACCCUUCGCAUGCUCUUUUGAAAGAGAACAACUUCACGCAACAGGCUUAUUCGAAAUUCAGGGCAAAGUGCUUAAAAGAACGUAAACGUUAUGGUAUUGGUCAAAGCAAUGAGAUGAACACGCUAUUCCGAUUCUGGUCAUUCUUCUUACGGGAAAAUUUCAAUCGCACGAUGUACAACGAAUUCAAAACAAUUGCGUUAGAAGAUGCAGAAAAAGGUUAUCGUUACGGACUUGAGUGUCUAUUUAGAUUUUAUUCGUACGGUCUCGAAGUUAAAUUCCGGCCGCAUCUCUAUGAGGAUUUCCAAGAGGAAACGGUUAGAGAUUACGAAAACGGACAAUUGUACGGCUUGGAAAAAUUUUGGGCUUUUCUCAAGUAUUACAAACAUAGCAGCAAUUUGCAAGUGAAUCCAAUACUAAAGCAGUAUUUAUCAAAAUUUAAGAGCAUUGAGGAUUUCAGAGUCGUUGAGCCCAUCAACGAUACUCAAGGUGGACGUCCUCAAUAUCGUCAAAAGAAUCGAAAUCGUAGUCUUUCAGAAACACAAUCGGCCGAACCGGGAACAUCACGUGAUGAUAGUGCUAUAGGACGACGUUCUUCUGGAAGUAACGUUGCUCAUAGGCUUGAUUUUGCUCACGCUCAGCCUGGAACUAGUGCUCCAGCUGGGACAGGUUUUAGAUUCGCGGGACGGGCUCGCACUCAGUCUUUUGGAUCUGGCCGUACUAAAAGUAAUCGAAAUAGCGGUGAAUCAUGGCGACAAAAAGAGCCAGAUGGCAAAUUUGAAAAUUCCACAAACGCUGCUUAAGUUCCAACAAGUGUUCUAGUUAAGUGAUCAAGGCAAAAUUUUCGUAACAUUACUUGGUCUUUUCUUUUGUAAAAUUUUAAGUGUAGUUUAUAAUGUUUUAAAUUAUAGUUAUAAUUAUGAAUUAUUAUAAAACUAUCAAGCACUGAUGUUUGUAUAAAAUGAAUAACUGAUGUAUAAAAGUGUAAGUAGAUUUGCGAGUGUUAAGUGCCAUUGCCUUAAAAUAACUGACAGUUUCAUAUUUUUCUAGUAAUUACAAGAUGAAGCUACGCAACGCAAUAUUUUUUAAAUGUCAGUGGAGACCGUAUCGGUUCUAUUAUUAAAUAUUGUGAAUGAUUUAGUCAUAAAGUUUUGUGUGAGUUUGGUGGUUGCAUUAAUGAAUUGUAUUGUAUUGACUGCGCUAUUCUUUGUACAUAUUGGUCAAAACAAUUAUGGGCUCACUCCACAAUACUUUCAUAUAUAAAAUCUAAAAAAUAGGCUGUUUCGUUUUCGCUUUAGUGUGUACCAAUAUAUUAAGCAUUAUGUAGCUGGGCUACACAAUAUAACUGCUUAGCUGAGAUUUCUUAAGUUUCUUUUUACUAGUAAUUACAAGAGCAAGCAAUGUACGUUUAGUUGAGCUAAGAAUGUUUGCACUUUUCAUUGAAAAUGGCAAUCAUACAAUGGUAAAUUUUACUUAUUUACUUAAGGUAUGCAUUUCCCCAAAAAAAUUUAGUUGUAAUCUUGUGUAUUGCCCACUUUUUUUUUUUUUGUUAUGUUAUUGUUUUUUCCCAACCCACGUAGUUUGAAGAUAUCUAUAAGUUGUAUUAGUAACCAACCCUUGAUAAAUGGUACGAUUAGGGGGAAGACUAGUAAUGGUGUUGUUACUUGAAACUCUCAACUUGUUUUUGUUAAUAUGACUAAAUCCCAUUUGUUUUAUAUUGUUAACAGUUUUAGGUGUCAACUACUCUUGAUAUAUUUUUAUAAUUAAUUCCUACUGGUAUGUUUAUAAAAAUGUAAAUCAUAGGACAGGCAAGGAGUUUUUUGUAUGUGUUUUCGUAAUAUCGUAUCUAGAGAAUUAAUCAUCAUUUUAAGAUAGUUAAAACUGUUUUUUCGUUUAGUCUGAAAUCAGCUACGUGCAAUUACAUAAUUGUUAUCAGAUUAGACGAAAAAACACAUAAAUCUUGUGAUAAUUAAACGUUUUUUUUGCUCAACUCCUUGCAAUUUAUUAUAUAAUUAAGUUAGUUUGUAAAGUGUGUUGUGGAAGUGUGGUCAAAGAUUUGUCUUCCUGUAACACUUAAAAAAAUAUAAAAAAAACUACAAAACUGCAA